Messenger RNA from Halteromyces radiatus, 1905 nucleotides. RefSeq lists its product as uncharacterized. Gene Ontology annotation, cellular component: nucleus. The record is from RefSeq and is a predicted model, not a curated record. Gene Ontology annotation, biological process: regulation of transcription by RNA polymerase II. Bases 1 to 1905 code for a protein of 634 amino acids. Gene Ontology annotation, molecular function: RNA polymerase II cis-regulatory region sequence-specific DNA binding; DNA-binding transcription activator activity, RNA polymerase II-specific. Lineage: Eukaryota; Fungi; Mucoromycota; Mucoromycetes; Mucorales; Cunninghamellaceae. The transcript is spliced from 6 exons.
AUGUAUGAUACUAUCUGCAACUACCUAGCAAGUCCCAAUUUGGCAACCUCAGGUGAAAUGAAAGUGGUGAUAUCAACUAGUAAGGUGGCUCAAAAAAGCUAUGGUACAGAGAAAAGGUUUCUUUGUCCACCUCCAAGUGUCCUCCUCUAUGGCUCGAAUUGGUGGACAGUAGAUCAUCAGGAAAAUCAAAUGGAUGAAACCAAUCAAAAAUAUGUGCUACGACCUCCAGUCAUGCAGAUCCAAAUGUCAAACGAAGUUGUUGGAAAUGUCAUUCGAUCUUCUCCUGUUCCUGCUGAACCUAUCGUAUCUGGAAGAUGUAUAUCAAAAAACAUGUACAUCAGCGACAAUGAUGAGAAACGGAAGACGGUGGAAAUGUUAGUUAGGUUACGUCUAGCCAAUGGGUUGGAUCUUGGUGUUUUCAAAAGCAAAGAAAUCCGCGUGAUUAGUAAACCAAGCAAGAAACGCCAAACAUUGAAGAAUAUGGAAUUAUGUAUACAUCAUGGAACUCCAGUGGCAUUAUUCAAUAGAAUUCGAUCUCAAACUGUAUCUACAAGAUAUCUUGGUAUUUCGAAUAUGGAUGGGACUCCGAUUUUCUAUGAAAACUAUCAACCUUGGGGUUUCAAUAAUAACAAGCAACAACGAUGGAAAAAUACAAGCCAGAUUUGUUUCUCUUCAAAAACUCAAACAUGGGAUUCUUUUCUUAUAUGGAUAGUGGAUGGAUCAAGGAUUGCAACAGAAGAAGAACAGGAAGCAAAUGGUACAUCUUAUCCUCCACCACCGGCAAUGGCAUUACGACUUUCAAGUUCAGAAUCUCCAGUUCCUAUUCAUUACAAUCAACCAGUGGUUCUUCAAUGUUUAAAUACUGGCCUUGUUAGUCCUGUGAUGAUUAUUCGAAAAGUGGAUUAUGGAUGCUCAGCUAUUGGUGGAAUGCGUGCCAACAACGAACUUUUGAUGCGUCAACCUGGAUGUCUUGGAUUAGGCGGUGAAUACAAUGAUGAGUGUCUUGGAGAUCCGGUAUCUCAAUUACACAAGGUAGCUUUUCAAGUCAUUGACAAUCCCAGCACGUUGAAAGGAUUUUCUGGAUUAUAUCCUAUGGAUCAUCAGCAGCAAGAUCAUCAUAAGACUUGUUCGUCAACUUUACCUUAUUUAGAUCACCCAGCAAAUUAUCUUAGUUGUAUGAAGGAUGUGGUUGGUAUCUAUUGUACAUCAGGUCAACGUCAGACGUUAUCAUCAGUGACUCCUGGAACCAAGAAUAUAUCGACGACAUCAGCAGCAAAACAAAGUGUAAGACGACGAUACAGUAGUGCCAAUGAGCAAACUAGAUCAUUACAAUGUGGUGGAACCAUACAUCGACGCCGAAACAGCAUAUUAUCUAGCACCAAUCCAUCUGGUUUAUUUUCAAAUGGAAUAUCUGGUAUUUGGCAAGAAGAUAUUUCGGAAACAUGUGUUUGGUGUAUUGUUAAUACAGACACGGAAACAUAUACAUUUUUGCCUAGUAGGAUGGAUGAAACACAAAAUGGCAAGGAUGAUAUUCCUGUGACGCCUGUACCAUAUAUCAAGCAAUGGAGAAUGAUCGAGAACAAUCGAAUGAUUAUUCAUGGGUAUGGGUUCACAAAUGAUAUGGUGGUUUGGUUUGGAACGCAUGUUGCUAUGAUGAUCCGUAUCACACCGACGGAACUAGAAAUUUUGGUGCCCAGUAUAUUGUUGGGAAUAAAGAAGAACGAGGGGACUUUACAACAUGAAGAGAAGCAUGGAAAGAAAGGAAGUCAAGGAAAGCGUACAAAUAGCAAGGAUCAUCAUCAAGAAAAUGACAUGGGCAAGGAGGAAUGGAUACAAAAGAAGGUACCUAUUUUGAUUGUACGUGAAGGAGAUGGUAUGGUGUAUCGAACUCCAAAAUGGUUUUGA